Lepus europaeus (European hare) is the source of this 1404-nucleotide messenger RNA. Its product is annotated as T-cell surface glycoprotein CD1e, membrane-associated-like. Gene Ontology annotation, biological process: antigen processing and presentation, exogenous lipid antigen via MHC class Ib; antigen processing and presentation, endogenous lipid antigen via MHC class Ib; immune response. Gene Ontology annotation, molecular function: exogenous lipid antigen binding; lipopeptide binding; endogenous lipid antigen binding. The transcript has 6 exons. The coding region runs from base 1 to 1404 and encodes 467 amino acids. NCBI's taxonomy places the organism in Eukaryota, Metazoa, Chordata, Mammalia, Lagomorpha, Leporidae. The record is from RefSeq and is a predicted model, not a curated record. Gene Ontology annotation, cellular component: external side of plasma membrane.
AUGGGCAUUUCCUUCAGAUUAAGUGAUAAUCAGCUCUCCCACUGCUGUCUCUUGUCCACUACGGAUUAUGGAGAUUUUCCUGUGGAUUACACAGCUACACGCAGAUGCCUUGUGUCUUUUGAUAAUAAUUUUGGAACAGUAGAAAUGAGGGGUGGAGAAGAGGAUAAGAGCACAGAAAGAAUGCAGAAAACAAGUGAGAGUAGCAAAAAUAAGCUCAAAGGAAUAGUAAAGGGAGCUUACAGGAAUAUCAAAGAAGACCAAGAAGUAGGAUUUAGGAAGGUCAGGCAGCGGGCAGGUUCUGAGGCUCUCAGACUCCAUUACGCACCUGCAGAAGAGCCCCUGACCUUCCGCGUCAUCCAGAUCUCCUCUUUUGCCAACCAAAGCUGGGCACGGAACCAGGGCUCAGGAUGGCUGGGUGACAUUCAGACUCAUGGCUUGGACAGCGUCUCAGGCACCAUCCUGUUUUUGAAGCCAUGGUCUCAUGGAAACUUCAGCAAGGAAGAGUUGAGUGAUAUCCAGGCACUGCUCCAGUUCUAUCUCCAUGGUUUUAUACGUGUAGUACAAGCCUUUGCAAGUCAGUUUCAGUUUGAAUACCCCUUUGUGAUCCAGAUAUCUGCUGGAUGUGCAGUGCACGCUGGAGCUGGUUCUGAAAGCUUCUUAUAUGGUGCAUAUCAAGGAUCAGAUUUCCUGAGAUUCCAAGGAGGCUCCUGGCAGCCAUCUCCAGGAGCAGGGACUCGGGCCCAAAUGGUCUGCAGGUUGCUCAAUGAGUACAGAGGCAUUAGAGAAAUGGCACAGAUCCUUCUUAAUGACACCUUGCCACGAUUUACGGGAGGCCUCCUUGCAAAAGGGAAGUCAGAACUGGAACGGCAAGUGAAGCCUGAGGCCUGGCUGUCCAGCGGCCCCAGCCCUGGGCCUGGCCGUCUGCUGCUGGUGUGCCGUGUCUCUGGCUUCUACCCAAAGCCCGUGUGGGUGAUGUGGAUGCGUGGUGACAAGCAGCAGUCACGCACUCGACGAGGUGACGUCCUGCCCAAUGCUGAUGGGACGUGGUAUCUCCGAGUUACCCUGGACGUGGCGGCUGGGGCGGCGGCUGGGCUGUCCUGUCGGGUGAAGCACAGCAGCCUCAGAGGACAUGACAUCAUCGUUCCCUGGGGUGGACACUCCAUCCUCCUGUGGCUCAUCUGUUUGACUGUGAUUGUCACCUUGUUCAUGUUGGCUGUAGCUGAGUCAUGGUUUCCAAAGCAGAGCUCAAAUGCAAACAUCUGUGUAAUCGAACUUCCCAGUGACUACAACACUGAAGAGCCCAGGAUAUUCAAACAGCAGCUUUGCCUGGCACAAGAAUUGGGCAUCAAACAAAGAUUCUUGCAGGAGUGGAAAACAAUCUUAAACAAGAUCCGGUCACAUUAG